AAUUGUCAAAUAAAAAAUCAAGUAAAAUGAAACGUAAAAUCUUGUAAAAAUUCUUGCUUACUCAAUGACUUGUGUAAAUUCAAUUUAUUCAUGUUCAUCAUAUUUAUUAGUUCAGUGAUAUUUAAAAUAAGUUGUGCCGGUGCGAGUUGCGAAAUACAUGUAUCGUGGCCGUAGGUGUCGAGAACACCUGUUUUUCACAAGAAAAUAAUAAUACGGGAAAAUGUUGCAAGACGACGACUUUGAGGAGUUAAUGUUGACGGAUGAAAGGGUGAAAACUCUGGGAUUUCGCCCUCAAAAGGAGAUUUUAACCAACCAUCUGCUGCCGUAUUCCGAGGAGCUCGAUGAAGAAUCUAACAAGUUUUUUGAGCAGGUCAAAACGAACUUUGCAAAGUCUGUUAUACUGCGGGAGAUGAAACCAGCUUGUGUCGUAUGGUCUUCCAGAUUAAUAAAGUACAUUAGAAUAUAUGGCCUGAAGUUUGGAAAAGAAGACCACAUAGCAUUCAUCAAACUAGCAUAUGAAUUAAUACUGAUUCCAGAGUUGGAACCAUGUAAAGUGCAGAAAUUUGCUACACUUUUUGUCAUGCUUACAAAAAAAAAACACUUGAUUUCACCAGAAGAGUUGGUGUUGCCAUGGCGUCCACUUUAUGAUUUGGGACAAAAGUUAUUUCAAAGAAACUCAACAUACAUUGGAAUGUUCCAUUAUAUCUCGCCCAAACGAUCUGGCAACCAAGAGACUUCUAUGCUCGAUAUGGUACGAAAGAUCAUAUCGGGAAACGGUUUAGACGACAUCCUUGGUUUGUUCGGGCUUGCCCCACCGGCCGACGAAUGCCCCACAUCUCUAGGUUCAACUUACAUGUCUGUGGUGCGCUGUGCUAAACCUUAUUUUGAAGUAUCGGCAACUAAAGAAAUACUAGAGAAAAUAUUGCCUGGUGUGAUCCCGUGGAGAUCCGAUUCCGAAACUAAUGAGUCAUACACAUUCUUACCUGUGGGCCUUCCUCCAGAGAAUGCAGCUCAAGGACACGAACUAUGGUUCAAUGAGCUCAUGACAAUAUACGACACAUGCCAUAACACACAAAGUGGGGAUCCCUGCAUAUUCACCCUAUUCGCAAACUUGGCGAAAAAUAAUCCUGGAGCAGUAGAUUGGACACCUUACGUGCCCAAUUUUUUUACGAGGUUCCUCCACACUCUAAACUUACCCGUCUCCUAUAAGGACAUGCAGCACUGUCGACACGCGUCUUUGGACAUGAAGCAUGUCGCAAAAUGGAUAGUAUGGACGAUUAAUCCCGAUGGAGUGGUUCUAAAACACUUGAAAUCGUUCUUAGCGGGGGUCGAAAGUUAUCUUCACAGCGCCAACGCCGGCCGAUGGUCUUUUAAACUGAGAGAUCUUCUUAAAAAACUUGCAGGAGAAUUCCUAUAUAGGGUCCGGUUCGAGCGCGAAAAGAAGUUCCUGAAAUCCUGGGGUAACAAAACUCCCGAGGCGUACAAAUUGCGCGACGAAGAUAUCACAGACUUCGUGACCAUCGUCCUGGAACCGACUUUCCAGGCCGUUUACAGUCGCAGCGGGUCACUCGACAUCUCCGUAGCUUUACAGAAUCUGGCGACUCUUAGACCGGCCAUAGUUAUACCGCCUCUCAUCGAGAAACUUACCACCUCGUUGACGUCGCUGACGGAGCCUCACAGAGUGACCGCAGCCAUGUCUGCGGUUGCUGCUGUCGCUAGGCCUAUGCUUCGCGGCGCAGACGCAGACUACCCCGAGGGGCCGACGCACGUCGUGCCUUUAUUGAUGGCCGUCCUGCCGGGCCUCGAUCCCAACGACAUUAAAAAGACUAUCGUCACCCUACACUUCAUCCUGAUGUUCAGCUGCAUGGUCACCUACAUCGACUGCAGUUCUGCCCACGAGCACUGGCCGGACUUGACCGAGGAGGAGAUAAUAACGUGUGAACUGACAGCUCAAUUCGAAGAUUUCAUUUUGGUGCUGUUGGACAAACUCUUCGCCUUCAUUGAGUCGAGUGUUCAGGAACACGUCAGGUUGGAUUCGAAAGAUUCCGAUAGUAUGAAGAGCAGGACGGAUAUGGCCAUGGAGACGGGUAUUUCCUGCGCGGUGUGUGCAGUUUUGACGCAGUGUUCGCCCAAAAUUUUCAAGGAAGCCCUGAGAAAGUUUAAAGCCUUCGCCACCGAGACGACGUACGAAACGAACGUGUCUGGCAGCAUGAUUGGCACGCUUUUGAAGGUGUUUGCGCGUAUAAAUCCCGAAGCGACGCUAGCCGCCUUCCUUCCGCCCCUCUGUCAAGACUUACGAGAGCUUCUGGCCAGCGACGAAGCCCUGCACGAUGAGAAUCCACCUCGCGAACUCCUCUACCGGCUCGUUCUUUUUUCGGAAGUAGUCUCGUGUGACGGCACAGUUUUGCUCAAAUACAUGGACCAAAUAUUGCCAGUUCUGGACAGGGCUUUAAAAUUACACGCCACUUACGCGUUGACCCCGGCCUGCGAGACGUUGGCCAACAUUUUGUCUUGCCUGUCGGCGAUCGAUCUGAAGGAAUGGAAAUGUUCGACAAAGGAUUACGGAGCCGUCCCGGAGAAAUGGUUGCCCAUCAGGGAGUGGGGCAACGGCUGCUCACUGAAUGAUGUCAAGUUUCAAUGGCACGUCCCGAGUGCGGAGGAGGCGGCGUGUGCCCAGAUGCUGAUAGAUAGAUAUGUUAAGUCGGAAGUGGUCAGGCUGCAGCAGUGGCUGGGUGACGAACGCCCCAUGUGCCGCGAGAGGAGGCUCAGAAGUUUGAACAUUAUUAGCUCGGCAUUUGCUUGUUCCAAGUUCUUACCGCCUCCCGAUGAAGAGCCGGUUUUAGUUUUGGAGUCCGAGGUGCCAGCCACAAAUAUACCAUUUGCGAAUGGAGUGAAGCACCAGGUGUUCUUAGACGGAAAGAAUAUGAGGGUGGCAAUGACUCACCUUCUCCUGAAGGUUCAGGCAAAGAUGCUGACUGAAAAGACGGAGGAUCCACGCGGCUUGGACAUUCUCUUGCAGGUAUGGGAACGCGUGCUUCUUAUGAAGAACCUCCGCGGUGGCUCUGCGUUAGAGACGAAAUUGCGUUCGUAUGGUGCGUUAGAACGCGCGUUCGACGGCAAAGGUGGAGUGGGCGGUAAAUCUAACGACAAAGGGGCAGCGAGACUUCGAAUGGUGUUAGCCGACGCGGUGAGACUGCAGGAGGAGUCAAGGCUCGACUUGAGCUGCGACGCCGGCAUCACUCAUUCAGUUCUCCAAGGACUCAACGCUCUAUACGACCUGUCCGUCAAUAGUUAUACUACGAUUCGUCGCCAAGCCCAGGUGUGUCUAUACAAAAUGCUGACAAACUAUCCCUACUCCUACCGCGCCUUAAUACCCAAGCUCGUGGAAUUGCUAGGCUCCAUUGGUAAUGAUGACGAAGGCCACGCCCGUCACAAGGGGGCGCUUUAUAUCCUUUUGGGGCCAAAAAUGGCACCUCUUUUGGCCAAACAGGAAUGGGCUGUUAUACGAGCUCUGUGGCCCGCUAUUUUGAAAGCGCCCCUAAGUGAGAAACUUAGUAUUCAUAGAUUAGAACGUACAUUUAUAGAGGUAUUAUUCCGUUCAUUCCCGACGUUAAAUACACGAUUAACGAUAACGGAUGGGUCAGUUGAGGCCGCUAAGCGACUCUUAACAGAGGAUCAACUAAACGACCCAACAUUCGUGGAAGUUGUUGCAAAAGCUGAAGACGUAGAAAGAGCUACCUCAGAUAACGUUGAGAAAAUUUAUUUGGAACUUAUAAAUGAACUGGUUGAUAUAGCGGAGGCUAGUGUCCAAUGGUGGCGCCUGGAGCUCGCGAUGCAAAUGCUAAUAGUCUGCACAUCGCUUCAAACCCAAUACCCGCCGAGGGCAGUUCGCCUUUUCACCAAGUGUUUGCUGCACGAAAAUUUCGUCGUGCGAAAACUGGCGCAGAGACUAGUCUACUUCGCUCUCAAACAGCGGAAGAGGAAACUGAAUAAGAUCAAAGUUGACCCUUACGAGGUGGCCGGCGUUCAGAAACCAGAAACACACAUACCAGGAUAUAGAAAAGACUUAGAAUGGGCGGUCUGGUCGAAGGACAAGUUAAUAACGACAGAUGAAGAAUGGGACAAGCCCUGGUUGAGGAACCUUUAUUACGGAUUUUAUUCGUGGCCUAAGAAAAUUGAGGUGGCAGCUCCGAUUAGCCAACAGAACUAUGCCUGGGACACAAAACCGGAAGAUAUGGAAGAAGGCGAACGCUACUUUUACGAGUUCUUCACCGACGAAGAGAAUGUAACGAAAUUGGUUAAAUUCUUAACGACUGAAGAGAAAAAGGGCAAAGACAAAUUCCUCGGGAUGCGUUCCGCCAUGUUUCGGUUCCUGUUCGCGCAUUUCGGGCAUCGUGUAGCGAAGCGCUUCAUUGACGAGGCCAUAGAGUGCGCGAGUAAGUCCGAAGAGUCCAAACAGCGCUUCGCGGCUGAAGUGGCCUGUGCAGCGCUGCGGGCUCCGAGGUAUUGGAGGCGGGAGGACGCCAUGGCCUUGCAAAGGGACGCCAUGAAGAUUGUCACCAAUGGCCUAACGGCAGUUAUCCCGGAGACCCAAGAGGACUGGGGCACGGCCAUGGCCACCGCCGUGCACAACAUGGACCCCGUGAGAAACGGCGAGGUCCUGGAGCGACUGCUGCAGCUGUGCUCACCGCCGCCUUCGGCCGUGGCGGCGCCUGACCAGGAGACCUCCUUCGUGGCGAGCGCUAGGCUUUAUGUUUUUCAAGGCGUGUUGGCAAUGCUGUCGUGGCGCGCUGCUCCGCUGGCCGCUGAACUUCUGAAACGACUGGAAGCUGCAAACUUCAUAGAACACCCAUAUGAAAAUGUACGAGCCAAUGUCGGAAGUUUGUUGAUGAUUAUAUUCAACUUGGAAGUAAUGUUUCCGGGUGGAGAGAUUUGUUUAGCGCCGAGACUUGAGCGGUUUUUGGACUCGGUACUGCCUCGAUUGGCUGCUUUGUACGACGAGAAGGGAGACAUUAUAAUUAAAUCAGUAGAUUCAAUAUCGACACCGUGCAGCAGCUCGCAGGUGGCUCCGAAGACAGGUUUCGGCAUGAUGCAGCAGUUCAGACCUUUGGUGCACGCUCACAGGGACCAUACACACGUACAUACGGACCCGCAGACAGUUCCACCAAGUGGCUCGGAAACUGAACUGCAGCUGAGGGACAUGGAGGAGGACUGUCCUCUCGAGACAGAGUUGACGGAGCGACUUCAGGCUUCCUUGCACUUUGCAGGAGACGCCGUGGCGCCUGCGCACGCGCCCCACGAGAGAGCUGUCAACCUUUUGACCACGGUGCUGCGCGGCUGCAUGGGCGUCGUGCUUCGCGGUGAAAACACAAACUUGGAGGCCCACUUCAAACUGGUGCCACUAGCUUGCGCUUUGGCCUCCAGAGGCUCCACCCGGCCUCACGAGGAGCUCCCUCGGGCGGCCGGGGGCUUCCUGGCGGCCCUCGCUCAGGUUCACUACCGAGGGGAGACCUUCGACCGCGUCUUGGACGUUUUGGAGGAGCUGGCGAACGGCCGGUCCUGGUGGGCCCGUCUGGCCUGUCUGGACUUCGCCAUCCCGCUGCUGUUCUACGGUCUUCCGAUGCUGUGCGACCGGCCCGAGAGGGCCGUGCGAGCCGAGGCCUUCGCUCUGAAGCUCAUGAGGGACAGUAGGGUCGAGGUCCGACAAUCGGCUGCCAAAGUUUUGACGGGCUUAAUGCACUGCCGAGCUUUGCCCGACGAAGACGGAACUCUCCAGUCCUUAAUCCAGAGCGCCCGAUCCAAAGAGACGGGCGAGAGGCACUGCGGAGUCCUGGGCCUCUGCGCCUAUAUGUCCUCCCGCCCUUACGGUCUCGGGCCAAGGUUAGGGGACGUUCUGACGGAGUUGGCGAGGCACACCAACGCCCCCGACCCCAUACCGGCCACGAUACGAACCGCCCUGGCGGACUUCAAGAGGACUCACCAAGACGACUGGCCGAAGCACAGGGAACGGCUCACCGAAGAUGAACUGGAUCUGUUGGCCGAUCUGACUUCUCCUCCAAGCUAUUGCGCUUAGGCCGAUGGCUAAGUGGGGAAUUGCUAACUUUGCUCAGAAUUAUCGACCGUUUUAAACGUACAUAUUAAAAUUACCUUUAGAUGCGGUGUCGGUGAUAAAUGUCUUUUUUACCAGGUGAUGGAGAUGCUGAUUAAUUUAAUAUUAUCACAUAUGAUGGAAUAGGUGUGGUUUUAGACAUGGCGUGUGAAAUACCCAGUUAUUAAUUAUGCAUUUGAAGAUGGACAUUUAGUUAAUAUUACUAAAGGAACUUGAGGAUGAAUAUUGUGAUUACCCCUUUGAAAAUUGGUUAUAUUUUAACUAAAGCAGACAUUGUAAAUUACAUUUAGUUUAUACUUUUAUGGCAAUUUUACAUUAUGAUACUAAAUAAAUAACAUUAUUUUUUUAUGUAUAUUUUCUUUUUUUGUAAAAAUGUUAGUUUAUGUGUAAAAACCAAGUAUAUUUAUUAUCAUUGUUUGUAAACGUUUUGCAUAGGAUUUGCCCUAUGAGGGCUUAUUAUACGUGAACUGCAUUA
This is a messenger RNA of Pieris rapae (cabbage white), 6584 nucleotides long. RefSeq names its product proteasome activator complex subunit 4B. Gene Ontology annotation, biological process: proteasomal ubiquitin-independent protein catabolic process. Gene Ontology annotation, molecular function: peptidase activator activity; proteasome binding. The record is from RefSeq and is a predicted model, not a curated record. NCBI's taxonomy places the organism in Eukaryota, Metazoa, Arthropoda, Insecta, Lepidoptera, Pieridae. Gene Ontology annotation, cellular component: cytosol; nucleus. The transcript has 24 exons. Bases 221 to 6073 code for a protein of 1950 amino acids.